GAAACUCCUGCUUGAUAGGCGGAGCCCAACGAUGCUCUUGAAGAGGUUUAACUUAAUCUUCCGGGACACCUUUGCACGCUGUGAAUGGUUUAAAGCAUCCCUUUAACCAUUAAGUGCACACGUUUAAUCUUUUAUUCGCGUUUUGGGUAUUGGAGAGAUGCAUUUCGAUGGUAUUCUUGUCCUUGGGAUCCUGGCUCAUCUAUCACUGGCCUUCCCCGUUGUAUUGGACGCUGCAGGGAUUCAGGUGCAGCAGUGGGUGGUGUCGGGGGUACAGCCUGUCUUGGUGCGGGUCCUCGUCAAUGGAGUCCCAUAUACCGGCGCUACCCCAGAAGUCAACGAAAUCUUUCAGGUCAUGUCGGCUGAUUCGAUCUCUCUGAGCCUCCUCGCCAACCAGACUGCGGUAUUGGGGAACCACACGGUCCUUCGUUCCCGCGACUGCAUAUUGCAAGGCCCGGAGCUGUACUGGAGGGACCGGGUUUUCUGCAAUGAGUCGCUCUACCUGUCCCUGGACCAUGGCGGAGCCUGGAUAGCUCACACGCGGCAAGCGACAGCCCUCAAAGCAGCAUGGGUGCAGGCCUUGGCGAGCUCGGCGAAGGAAGGGAUCUUCCUUCAAGAAACAUGUGUAGAUCUGAUGGAAAAACUGAAGCUUUCUGAGAAGCGGUCAGGGUUCGCAAUGCCUAAUUUUCUGAUCCCAAUCUUGAGUCUACUGGCAUUUUCUGGGCUCAUGGGACUCAGCCUCCUCCUUUCCAAACAACAUGGUCUGCGACACCCCGGGGGUGUUCUUGGUUCGAUCAUACAUUACCCCAAGGACAUGGCAGAUUUCCAUCCAGAAAAAAAGGGCAACACUUGGCAAACCUUUUGAUUCAAAAUUAAACUAUGAAAGUACUGUACUCUAAGAGCCCGAGUGCUUGUUUGUUUAAAAUUUGCAUGUGCAAAUAUUAAUGAAGUGAAUAAGCCAACCAAUCAAUGACUCGAGGAUGAUAAUUGAACAGAAACACGGUACAGUGGGCCUACACCAUGGACUCAUUUUCUAAAUUUGACACACCACAGAGAAGCCAAAUUUUGAGUGAUGAAUAAAAAAAAAUCACAUGUAUGAGGCUUUGAAAUCAUGACAAAUCAAGCUAUUCUCUCUGCUCUCCAAUACUGCGUGCGUGUCCACUGAAACCACACCCCGCUCAACUGCGAGCACUCAAAUACCACCAGAACACACUACUUUGUAAUACCACCAAAACAUGCUACUUUGUGAGGCAUCUUUCUUAUGUCUACACAUACCUUACAUGCUUCAGUCAUGAAAAUAUGUUUGUUUUAAAAUCAUAUGGUGACUGGAACCAGUCCCAACAAGUUGUUACAGUUUUUCUGUGCUGUGACAAUGAGGCGCUCUAAAGCAGCCAUGGCAACGCAAAGUUGUCCAGACGUUGGCUGCUAACGUCUGAUUUUUAAAGAAUUGUUUUACCUUGCUUUUCCGCCUUCUCUACCGUAACAUGCAUCCACUCACGGUGACAAUGAGGCACUCUAAAGCAGCCACACCAGCAUAAAGUGGCGUUCCAUACACUGACUGUCAAGUCGAACUCUUUAAAAAAAAUCUAUGAUAUAAACAUGAUGUAUAGCUACUCCACUGGAUGGACUUUUGACCCAUUUUUUAAUGCACUUUAUCGCGUGUGUCUUUGUCAGACAUAAUUCUAAUGGAGAAAUGAGCACAAAAAUGUACACACAUUUGCUAAUAACUGCUUUUUAUGUUUUGUUUUGUACAACUGAGUGAAAAGCAGUAAUGUUUGAUGCCCACUGUUCAAUACCUUGACGCCAUCACAGUUAUUCUGCGAAAUAAUGAUCGGUGUAAUAAUUACAUGGUAUAAAUUACAGUUUAAGAUACAUGUACGCAUAUGUGUUCUGUGCACAAUGCUAAAUUGUGUUUUUGUGUUUGUAUAAAUUUAAUUCAAGAUCAUUUUGCGGUAUUGCAUACUGUUUUUAAAUCUGAGUUGAAUGUGUGCAAUUCAGUUAAAGAUUAUUCAUAUUUUUGACAAAAUGAGCCAUUGCCUUUUUAUUUUGGACCAGUAGAUUUCAGUUGCGAUGUUUUUUUGAUACAUUUACGUGCAUGCAUUAAAUUUCUUUUCCACUUGUA
This is a messenger RNA of Hippocampus zosterae (dwarf seahorse), 2119 nucleotides long. RefSeq lists its product as uncharacterized. The record is from RefSeq and is a predicted model, not a curated record. The transcript is spliced from 6 exons. NCBI's taxonomy places the organism in Eukaryota, Metazoa, Chordata, Actinopteri, Syngnathiformes, Syngnathidae. Bases 158 to 862 code for a protein of 234 amino acids.